Messenger RNA from Hermetia illucens (black soldier fly), 446 nucleotides. RefSeq lists its product as uncharacterized. The transcript is spliced from 3 exons. The coding region runs from base 15 to 446 and encodes 143 amino acids. Lineage: Eukaryota; Metazoa; Arthropoda; Insecta; Diptera; Stratiomyidae. The record is from RefSeq and is a predicted model, not a curated record.
UUUGUCGAAUUAAAAUGUCUCCAAAACAGCGGCAAUUAACGGAGGAAGAAAAAGGACGCAUCGUAGGACUAAGCGAGUCUGGCAAAUCACAACGCGAAAUCGUGAGAAUUUUUAAAAAAUCGGAUGUCGAAGUUUCGAGAAGCGGCGUGCAGCAAGUUUUGCGACGUAAACAAGCAAGCGGCAGUGUAGCACGUAAGAAAGGCUCCGGAAGACCACGAAAAAUGAAUAGCAGAAACACGAGAGCGUUGCAAAAACACGCGCUGAGGAAUCGGAAAUCGUCGAUCGCACAAAUAUCUAAAGAUUUUGUGCCAGCCAGCGGAAACUUAUUCGUGUACUUUGGAUUUUUAAGAUUUAGUAAUUUAAAAUUCCAAAAGAAUAAGUUGAAAGAUCACGAAAGCAAUUACGCCUUAACGAUCUUAGACACAAUUGAACUUGGUGCAUUAUGA